AUGUUACGUCUGCGUCUCCAAAAAGACAUCAAUAUGGUAAGCCAAGAAAAUUAUCCCGAGGAGUUUGUUAAAUUUCUCAAUGCAUCGCCAACGCCGUACCACGCAGUGCAUAAUAUCAAAGCGCAUCUUCUAGAACACAACUUUGAGGAAUUGCAGGAAGAACACUCUUGGGUGGAGAAGUUGAAACGGGGAAGGGGUUAUUUCGUGACUAGAAAUGAUUCGGCAAUCGUGGCAUUUGUGUUAGGAGAGGACUACGACGGUGGAAACCCCUUUGCCAUCAUUGGUGCACAUACGGACUCACCUGUGUUGAAAAUUAAACCUAUUUCAAAGCGCAGUAACGAAAAGUUUGACCAAGUUGGCGUGGAGUGCUAUGGAGGUGGGAUCUGGCAUUCGUGGUUCGACUCCGAUCUUUCGAUUGCCGGAAGAGUGAUCUACAAAAGCCAGGACCAUCUUGGAGAAGUGCUGGUCACAAAGCUGGUAGACCUCAAGAAGCCGCUGCUUAAGAUUCCUACUUUGGCGAUCCAUUUGGAUAGAACUGUCAAUGAAAAGUUUGUCUUCGACAAGGAGUACCAACUGCUACCGGUCGCCGGCUUAACAGCAAAGCAAGCCGACAAAGAUUGUUCGGAAUGCACUGAGGAGAAUUCAUCUAGCGAAACAUUCUUCUCCAUCAAAUCCGUGGUAGAGAGACAUCAUCGUGAUUUGGUUAAUCUGGUGGCCAAGGAGCUUCACAUUGAGUCUGAGCAAAUCGAAGACUUCGAACUAACUUUGUAUGAUCAUCAGCCCUCGUGUCUUGGUGGCUUGCACGACGAAUUUGUGUUUUCUGGGAGACUAGACAACUUAACGUCAUGUUUUACAAGUAUGCAUGCGCUCACAUCGUCGAUCGGAGCCGCCGACGUAAACCAGGAGUGUGCUAGAAUGAUGGCGUGCUUUGAUCACGAGGAAAUCGGUUCAGCUUCAGCUCAAGGUGCAGACUCUAAUUUUUUGCCAAGCGUUUUGGAACGCAUAGCUGCUCUCAAACAGCGUGAUCAUUCUUAUUACCGUUUUCAGGAUAUGACAAAUCUUAGCGAAUCGUAUCGGUUGAAACUGGCGACCAGGAAGUCAUUCUUCCUCUCUUCCGACGUUGCCCAUUCAGUUCAUCCAAACUAUGCAAGCAAACACGAAUCUAAUCAUAAGCCCGUCAUCGGAGGUGGUCCCGUGGUUAAGAUCAAUGCGAAUCAACGUUACAUGACCAACAGUCCUGGAUUGGUACUUGUGAAAGCUCUUGCAGAUUCUGCCAAAGUUCCUUUGCAACUAAUUGUCGUGGCUAACAAUUCCCCAUGUGGAUCUACAAUUGGCCCUAUCAUUGCAUCUAAAACUGGCAUCCCGACAUUAGAUCUUGGAAAUCCAGUUUUGAGUAUGCAUUCUAUCCGAGAAACUGGCGGAUCCGAUGAUCUGGCCUCACAAAUCAAAUUAUUCACUGAAUUUUACAAAAAGGGCACCAAAAUGAUUGAAACCGGUUACGUGAGAACCAAUGAGGAUAUGAAGCAGCCUCCUUCAAAAUAA
Messenger RNA from Lachancea dasiensis, 1542 nucleotides. NCBI's taxonomy places the organism in Eukaryota, Fungi, Ascomycota, Saccharomycetes, Saccharomycetales, Saccharomycetaceae. The record is from the annotation of a GenBank genome assembly.